Messenger RNA from Clonostachys solani, 372 nucleotides. NCBI's taxonomy places the organism in Eukaryota, Fungi, Ascomycota, Sordariomycetes, Hypocreales, Bionectriaceae. The record is from the annotation of a GenBank genome assembly.
AUGCCUGCCGGUAAAGCAAACGAAACAGGCAGUUAUGAUCCUAAAGAUGUGCCUCACGGCCAUUGGGACUCAUUCCCCAAGGAGCCUUUCCCCAUGUACGAUGGAACGAAGUCCAUUAUCUACCGAUCAAAAGACGGGAAAGUGGUUUUUGGAAUGCUGCGGGAAGUGGGAAAAGAUACCCUCGUUUGGCCGGUGGAUGAAUGCCUCUUUGUGACGAAUGGUUGGAUUCGAAUCGACGUGGAGGGCGGUGAAAAGUUCAUUUUGAAUAAGGGAGAAGUGAUGGUUAUGCAAAAGGGUCAAAAGAUUACUUUUGAAUACUUCGCAAAUGUCGCAGUCUUCAUCGAUCAGGAAAAGCCCGUAGAGCUCGUAUAA